AUGCUGGCCAGGAAGACUUGGAGUCGCGGCUUCAUCGCGGCGAAGCUUCUCACGGAGCUGCUGGCGGCGGCAUUUCUGCUGCCGUCUAGGACCAGGGGCUCCAGGAACACAGGGUGCUACUCGGGUCCCACGUUGAUCCCGGUCCUCCCGCUGUCCUGCAACCCGCUCACCAUCCCCGCCACCUGCCCGCCCGGUGCGGUCAACAUGACGGCCGCCAAGGGCGUGUCGGGCCGCCUCCUCGACCCGACCAUCUGCGCCCACUUCCCCUACUCCAACGCCACCCGGCCUUUCCCUACCCCUUCGCCGCCAGCCCCCAUUAGCGGUGCUCCUCCUCCAAGCGUCGUGACUCCGUCCCCCCCAUCUGCGUCUCCUCCUCCCGCUGGACCGAGCCCCUCUCCUCCUCCCCCCAAGGCUGCUGGGCCGAGUGGAGUCUCUCUCGCUGCUGCGGUUCUGCCGCUGCUGAUGGUUGUGCUCAUGGCGGGGGUAUGA
Messenger RNA from Closterium sp. Naga37s-1, 489 nucleotides. NCBI's taxonomy places the organism in Eukaryota, Viridiplantae, Streptophyta, Zygnematophyceae, Desmidiales, Closteriaceae. The record is from the annotation of a GenBank genome assembly.